Messenger RNA from Macrosteles quadrilineatus (aster leafhopper), 2274 nucleotides. RefSeq names its product anaphase-promoting complex subunit 7 (gene APC7). Gene Ontology annotation, molecular function: protein binding. The record is from RefSeq and is a predicted model, not a curated record. Lineage: Eukaryota; Metazoa; Arthropoda; Insecta; Hemiptera; Cicadellidae. The transcript is spliced from 14 exons. Gene Ontology annotation, biological process: cell division. The coding region runs from base 415 to 2085 and encodes 556 amino acids.
GCAUUGUUUUUGUUUUUCCUUUGUAGCAAGCUGUUUUGGAAUUCGGAAUCCAAUUGAAAUUUUAAAUUGUGAAUUGGUAAAAUAAUAUAAUAUAACUGAACCGGUCCAACAAAUAGUUGCUUUUUCUGUUGAUUUAGGUCUAUCUGUGAAAAUAUCAGUCCUACUAAAGGCUAAACUUAAGUUAGGCCUACCAGUUCAAAUUUAUUACUUCAGCUUAGCCUACUACCAGCUACUUACUUUUUCAUCUAACUUAUUUACUAGAACUAGGCAUAGGCCCAAGUUUAGGCUAGAAACCUUAGUUCAAUAGCAUAGUGCUGAGUCCUAGGUCUACCAAACAUUUAAAUUAGUAAGACAUUGAUCCGUCUUAUUUGUUGGCCUUUAACCUAAAUCUCAAUCUUGUUAACAAUAAGAACCAUGGCAUCAACGCCAUAUGAUCAGAUUAAGUUAUUAUAUGAUCAAGAAUUGUACUCGAACGUUGUUUCAUUGGCCAAUCUUGUUUUGACUGUGAGUGAUUAUGGCAAUGACAUACUCAAUCCAUCAGCAAAGUUCCAAACCUACGUUCAUUAUGGUGACUCACUUUUACAGCUGGGACGGUAUGCACAAGCUGUUGCCGUUUAUAAGCAGGCUCUACAGUUCAAGAAGUCCAUGCUCAAGUCAAAGAAUGUGACUAAGCCUAAUGAAACAAUCGUAAAAGAUUUGAUGCCAGAUACUGAUAUCAAGUACCAGAUCCACCAGUGUCUGGUCAAGAUGAAUCGCAAUGAUGAGGCUAUGGAGGUACUACAAAGUAUCCCAGUCAAGCAGAGAACUGCCAAGAUCAACUUUGCCUUGGCCAAGCUGUUGCAGUGUCGUGGCAUGGAGCGGUCCGCUGUCUCUGCGUACAAAGAAGUCCUCAGAGAGUGUCCACUAGCACUUGAGGCAGUAGAGGGGCUUCUCAGCUUGACUGUGUCAGGUGCAGAGGUAAAUUCUCUAGUCAUCGAGGCCAACCUCACCAACAUGGAUUGGGUGAACAACUGGAUCAAAGCCCACGCUCACCUGUAUAGCAAAGAGUUUUCUCAAGCCAUCAAUGUGUUGAGACAACUAGACGAGAGAACGCCUCUGAGAGGCAACCACUCUCUCUUGGUGUCCCUAGGAGAAGCUUACUACUACAUCGGUGACAACACCAAGGCUUGCAAUGUUCUGUUAAGGGCUCAUAACGCUAACCCAACCAUCACUCGAGGAUUAGACGUGUUGGCAUCUCUGCUAGUCGGUGAACACAGACUACCAGAGUUGGAACGUCUGAUGCCGACCUAUGACCCCAACCUAGACGUGAGUCAUGAGGUCUACACUGCUAUUGGAUAUCUUAUGUAUGCCAACAACAACCCUUCCAGAGCUGCGUACCUGGCUCACAAGGCUUGCCUUAUGAAGCCACACAAUGUGGAGGCGCUGAUAUUGAAAGGCAGAGUUUUGUACGAUCUCAAGAAGUACCAGGAUGCCGUGCUGCACUUCCGAGAAGCUCAGCAGGCAGCCCAGUACCGCUAUGAGCCGUACAAAGGUUUGGUGGACUGCUACGUAGCUCAACACCGGAUAAGGGAAGCCGUCAGUUUUGCGAGCAACUGUUGCAAACAACUGAACAACACGCCUCGAGCUCUUACGUUAUACGCAUCAGUUCUCAUGAAGGACCCGGUGACACUAGUGAAGGCUAAGAGUUUACUGGAAAAGGCUCUUCAACAAGAUGAAAGUCACUUACCCGCAGUUUACUUGUUGGUGCAGAUACUAGAACAGGAAGACAGUCUGGAAGCUGUGGUGGCCUUGUUGGAGAAGCAAGUGACAAUAAAUCCUACAUCUAAACUACAUCAAAUGCUUGGUGACAUAUAUGCCAGGAUAAAUGAUGAACAGAAAGCAUUUGAAAACUACCACAUUUCGUUAAAUCUAGAUGCCAACAACCGCAGGUCCAUGGAAGGUAUGCAGAGACUACACGCGUCUCCAUCACUAUCAGCCAAUGACAGGUCGUACUACCAUCACAACAUGAGUGAUGUUGAACCUGAGCCUAGCAAUGACAACGUACCCGACUCAGACCUAGAAGCUAGCAGCGAGAUAUCCUUAUGAUAUACUUGGGGAUCCACCGAAAUGAUCGACGGGAAUGAGUCUGAUGUGUUGAUUUAAGCCCAAGUACGAACUUAGUAGCAUGAUCAUUGUGUUUGUCAUCAGUCGUCUCUUGUCUAUUACAUCACACAGCUUAUCACAAUAAUUUUAAUCUUUUCUAUCAUUGUUUUAAAAUAUACUAUUUAUUCAUUA